Molecule: messenger RNA, 1003 nt
Organism: Thalassophryne amazonica
Lineage: Eukaryota; Metazoa; Chordata; Actinopteri; Batrachoidiformes; Batrachoididae
Product: retinoschisin-like
Exons: 6
Coding region: 122-874 (250 amino acids)
Source: RefSeq, a predicted model, not a curated record
GGUGUUUAUAGGCCAGUAAACGGCAUUAGAUGAAGCCAUCGGGGGCCUGUGGAUUACAGUAAUCCUAUCUGCUCACGUUGGGUAUCACACACAUCACAUUCCAGCACCAGUGAAGACAAAGAUGGAGCUCAGCGUUCGUGGUGUUGCUGCACUGCUGCUCCUCCUGCUUUUAUCUCAAGCCCUGACUGCUGUUCACUCACAAGAGGAGGAGGAGCUGGAGGAGGAGGACCAGCAGAUCACUGAGACAUGGACACGCAAUGUGAAAGCGUGCACCUGUGACUGUGAAUCUUCUGGUUCACCCACACGAAUCCCCACCAUGGUUUCUCCUCUUCCACCGACCUCAUUGCCACCGGCACCACCUCAGGGUCAGACCUGCAUGCCCGAAUGUCCCUAUCACAGAGCUCUGGGGUUUGAAUCCGGAUCUGUAACGUCAGACCAGAUCAGCUGCUCCAAUCAAGAGCAGUACACCGGCUGGUACUCCUCCUGGAUCCCCAACAAGGCUCGUCUUAACAACCAAGGCUUCGGAUGUGCGUGGCUUUCCAAGUUCAAUGACCAGCACCAGUGGAUCCAGAUUGACCUGAAGGAGGAAAGCGUGGUGUCCGGGAUUCUGACUCAGGGCCGCUGUGAUGCUGAUGAGUGGAUUACUAAAUACAGCAUCCAGUACCGGACUGUGGAGACCCUCAACUGGAUCUACUACAAAGACCAGACAGGCAACAAGAGGGUGUUCUACGGGAACGCUGACCGCUCAUCUACAGUGCAGAACUUGCUGCGCCCACCGAUUGUGGCCCGCUACAUACGCAUACUGCCACUGGGCUGGCACACCCGCAUCGCUAUGAGGAUGGAGUUGCUCAUGUGCAUGCACAAAUGUACCUGAAGUGUACUCAUGCUGUUUUUCCUCACUGUCCUUCAUUUCCUCCCACCCUCCACUUGCCAACAAAAAAAGGGGAAAAUUUGUCCAACACUACAGAUUAGACACAUUAGAUUGAAAUAUUCAUCAUACUUC